GUGGAAGUUACCAAGUCAUGCGCAUUGCAACCUUACGUGGCAUAAGUUUGUGGUGUUGGGUAGAAGUGAUGUCUUUUAUUUAAUAUUUCUUGCAAUAUUUUUGUGUCUAAGUAUUUACAACAAUGAAUUCACAGUACUUACCACCACCAUCCUUGGGAAAUUCACAGCCAGAUUUUUCUGCCCAGUCAAAUGUAGGCGAUCAGAAUUUCCAGAAUGUUCCUUUAGGACCACCAAAAACUGGUGCUGCGCAGAAUUUUUUUCCUAAUCAGGGAGUUCCAGCAUUUACUAAUACAUUCCCUUCUGGUUUAACCCAGAAUUUGAAUAGUUCUAAUGUGACAGGAUUAAAUGGUCCUGGGCAGCAUCAAGUAAAUACUUCUAACAAUGUCCCAUCACAGUUUUCUGUACACCCUCCAACAUCUAGCACUCCCUUACCGCCAAGUUCAAAAGCGUUUAUACCUCCUACCCAACUACCACCUGUCACUCAAUUACCACCAUCCCAAUUACCAUCUUCACAACUCCCACCUACCAAAAUUUCACCUCAGCCUCUGUUGAGUCAGAGACCACCAAGCCGAGAUCAAAAUUAUGAAACACUAUCAGAUUCAAGAACUGUGGAAGCUUCUAAAGGACAAAUAAAAUUCCAAAAUGGCCCUUCACAGCAGCAAGGUACAUUGGGUAUGCCCGGCAACCUAUUGCAUUCAAAUUUGCAAACCUUACCACAUCCAGCGGGUACUCAAAAUCAAUUUCCUCCAAAUUCUGGUCCAGCAUCAUCUGGACCCAUAUCUGGUGUUCCACAUCAACAGAUGCCGCCCAGAGGAGGCCCCAAUCAACCACCUAAUCAGCCUGGUUUUCCACCAAAUAUGCCAGGUAUUUCUCAAGCAGCUUUAGAAACAUUUGCUCAGGGGCCUCCUUCCAUCACUACAGCACCUAGCGGAGCACCACUACAAGGCCGGGAGGGCUUCCCAUUGAGUGGAGGUCCACCGUUAAAUAACUUCCCCCCAACCUCGGGUGCCUUGCCAUUUGGGGGACCACCCCCUGUUGGUCCAGGGAAAGCACCGCCACUACCAGGUGGUGCUAGCAACGCUCCACCACUAGGACCUUCAGCGCAACAGUUUGCUCCACCAAGCCAGCAGCCACCAAUAAAUCCCCCGUUACCCGGAACCGCUCCAGUUGCAGGGGCGCACCCAAUAGGACAACGGCCCAGACAACAAAAUUAUCCACCCAUGCCUGGGACGCAACUGCCACCGAAUCAAUUUCCUCCUCAAAGCAAUCUUCCCCCUGGUGGUGGGUACCGACCAGGCCAAUUGCCACCAAUGCCGAACCAACCAGCCAGUGGGCCCAAUCAGUUGUCUAGCCAGUUCCAAGGGAUGAAUUUAGGUGGACCACAUCAGUACUUGCCGAACCAAGGAAAUCAGUUCAAGAAUGUUAUGAAUGGAGAAAACGGACCUCACAUGCCCCCACCUCUUAAUCAGCAGCCCUUUAUUAAUGGUCAGCAGCAGCAACAGCAGAUGAGGGGACCACAGGCACCGGGCUUCCCUCCUAUGCCGCCACAACCGAUGGGAGGGGGAUAUCCUCAACCUCAAUACCCUCAACAACCGCAACAACAACAAAAACGAUUAGACCCAGACCAGAUGCCUAGCCCUAUCCAAGUGACCCAAGACGAUCAAAACACUAGAUCGGGCGUGUUCGUCACGGCAGAGAGGGGCACGGUGCCCCCUCUGGUGACUACCAACUUUAUCGUCCAAGACCAAGGGAACGCCAGUCCUCGGUUCAUCAGAUCCUCGAUGUAUAACGUGCCCAUAUCACAGGAUAUAAUGAAGCAAACGGCUGUACCGUUCAGCUUGGUCAUCAGUCCCAUGGCUAGAACGAUGGACGAAGAGUAUCCACCCCCGUUGGUGAAUUUCGGUGAAUUGGGUCCUGUGCGAUGUAUAAGAUGCAAGGCGUACAUGUGUCCGUUCAUGCACUUUCUGGAUUCCGGGAGAAGGUUCCAGUGUUUGUUUUGCAAAGCGACCACAGACGUACCGGCCGAAUAUUUCCAACACCUGGACCAUACGGGUAGACGGCUGGAUCGGUUAGAACGUCCCGAAUUGGUCCUGGGUACUUACGAGUUUGUCGCUACCGCGGAUUAUUGCCGUGAUAACAAGCUGCCGAAACCACCAGCGAUGAUAUUCAUCAUCGACGUCUCGUACAAUAACAUAAAGUCCGGACUAGUGCAUCUGUUGUCCGCCCACAUGAAGGAGAUCGUGCGUAACUUGCCCGUCGACCAAGGUCACGAGAAAAGCAACAUGAAGGUCGGGUUUAUAACCUACAACAGUUCCGUGCACUUUUAUAAUAUAAAGGGCACGCUGGCCGCUCCGCAAAUGAUGAUCGUCGGCGACACCCAGGAAAUGUUCAUGCCCCUUCUCGACGGUUUCCUCUGCACUCCGGAGGAAUCGGAGUCGAUGAUCGACGCCCUGUUGGAACAAAUCCCGGCCAUGUUCGAGGAAACGAAAGAGACGGAGACGGUUUUGUUGCCCGCCAUCUUGGCCGGUUUGGAAGCGUUGAAGGCGUCCGAAUGCGCGGGCAAACUGCUGGUGUUCCAUUCGAGUUUGCCGACGGCGGAGGCGCCGGGAAAGUUGCGAAACCGCGACGACAGGAAACUGCUGGGCACCGAUAAAGAGAAGACGGUUUUGUCGCCCCAGACGCAGGCGUACAACCAGCUCGGUCAAGAUUGCGUCGCUGCCGGAUGUUCGGUAGAUCUUUUCGUCUUCAACAAUUCCUACAUCGAUAUCGCCACCAUUGGACAAGUAUCGAGGCUCACCGGCGGCGAAGUUUUCAAAUAUACGUAUUUCCAGGCUGACGUAGAUGGAGAGCGAUUGAUCCAAGACGUGAUAAUGGACGUCAGCAGGCCUAUAGCGUUCGACAGCAUAAUGAGGGUACGUACGUCGACCGGCAUUCGACCUACGGACUUCUACGGACACUUUUACAUGUCCAACACCACCGACAUGGAACUCGCAGCCAUAGAUUGCGACAAGGCCGUAUCGGUCGAGAUCAAACACGAUGACAAACUUUCCGAAGACGAGGGCGUCUAUAUCCAGGCCGCUCUCCUCUACACGUCCUGCUCCGGCCAACGUCGCCUGAGAAUCAUGAACCUCUCGCUGAAAGUUUGCUCGCAGAUGGCCGAUUUGUAUCGCAGCUGCGACUUGGACACCAUUAUCAACUACAUCUCAAAGCAGUGUACUUACAAAUUGCUGGAAAACAGCCCCAAGACGGUCAAAGACGCCAUAGUGAAUAGGGCCGCUCAGAUCUUAGCCACAUACAGGAAGCAUUGCGCUUCGCCGAGCAGCGCCGGACAGCUCAUCCUUCCGGAGUGCAUGAAGCUGCUUCCUCUCUACGUAAACUGUCUCCUCAAAAGCGACGCAUUAUCCGGCGGUUCCGACAUGACAAUCGACGAUCGCUCGUUUAUGAUGCAAUGCGUCAUGAUGAUGGACGUUCCGACGUCGGUCAACUACUUCUAUCCUAGAUUGGUACCGUUGCAUGACAUUGAGGGGUCUUCGGAAAGGACUGAGAUCCCCGCCCCGAUCAGGUGCACGGCGGAGAAGAUGUCCGAACAGGGAGUUUAUAUAUUAGAAAACGGCAUCCACAUGUUCCUGUGGGUGGGGCUCGAUGCAAACCCCGAAUUCGUACGGGACAUAUUCGGGACACAGUCGGCCCAUCAGGUCGACAUCGACAGGGUGAAGUUGCCCGAUUUGGAUAACCCUCGGAGCGUAGCCGUUCGCAAUAUCAUCGAACUGAUCCGCGUGCAGAGGCACAGGUGUAUGCGGUUAACGAUCGUCAAACAAAAGGAAAAAUUGGAGCCGAUCUUCAGACAUUUCCUGGUGGAGGAUCGAGGCACUGACGGCUCCGCCAGCUAUGUCGACUUUUUGUGUCACAUGCAUAGGGAAAUUAGAAGUUUACUGAGCUAGCAUUACGGGGAGGCCAGAACGAAGAGACCUAUAGGUAAAGCAGGCCGCUGGUUCGCUUCCAUCGAUCCUAACAGUACAUAUUUUCGAGAAUGCAAAAGACGGUUCGAGUACGAGGAAAACCUGUAAGAGAGAUUAUGCGGUGUGGAAAUUUGGAACCCCCAAUCUUAGCGAAUUUAAUAGUAGGGAUGGUUAUAAAUUGAAAUAACUAAAAUAUAUGUUCGAUUAGUUUCUGUUUGUAAAAGUUUAAUUAAAUAUUCGGGAGAACUUGUUUUCUUAAGUUCAGUUUUGUUUCAAAGAUAUUAAAAAAAAAUAAUUGAUUCCCUACUAGCAUUUUCUUCGUCAAACACGAUUUUCAUCACUUGUUGUUGCUCUUUGUCUGUGUUCGCCUCUGUUUUUCUUUAAAUUUGUUAAUAUUCGCCCUCUACGUUCACUUCAACGUUUCAACUGUCUUGAGAGGACCUACCCAAUAUAUCUGCUUAAUUUAUUCGUUGAAGAAGUUUUAUCAAGCGGAAAAGAAGAAAUAAUCUGAUUCUCAUCGUUUUGAUUAAAUUCGUUCAUCUGUCUUUUUUUUUUUUCGUUGUAUAAUCGGUAUCAAAUAGGCAAUAUAUUUUUUUUAAAGAAAUCGCCGUAUUUCCCCAUAAUUAAUGAAUUAUAAUUGACGGUGGACCUGCGUAGCGGAAGGUUCGUUAUCGGAGUGGGAAACGUGGCUAUUUUUCGAAGUUAGUUUUAAUAAUUAUUUUGUAUUUAUAUAUUUUAUGGUUAACCAUUUUGCGAACGGUAUGUAAUAUGUAAAAUAAAAUGCUAUUAAUCGAUAAUUGUAA
Messenger RNA from Cylas formicarius (sweet potato weevil), 4762 nucleotides. RefSeq names its product protein transport protein Sec24C. The transcript is spliced from 14 exons. Gene Ontology annotation, cellular component: COPII vesicle coat; endoplasmic reticulum exit site. The coding region runs from base 123 to 3941 and encodes 1272 amino acids. Lineage: Eukaryota; Metazoa; Arthropoda; Insecta; Coleoptera; Brentidae. Gene Ontology annotation, biological process: COPII-coated vesicle cargo loading; endoplasmic reticulum to Golgi vesicle-mediated transport; intracellular protein transport. The record is from RefSeq and is a predicted model, not a curated record. Gene Ontology annotation, molecular function: SNARE binding; zinc ion binding.